Helianthus annuus (common sunflower) is the source of this 1086-nucleotide messenger RNA. RefSeq lists its product as uncharacterized. The coding region runs from base 1 to 1086 and encodes 361 amino acids. The transcript is spliced from 9 exons. Lineage: Eukaryota; Viridiplantae; Streptophyta; Magnoliopsida; Asterales; Asteraceae. The record is from RefSeq and is a predicted model, not a curated record.
AUGGAUGAAAAUAAUGUGAGUAUGUUAAACAAUCUUGAUUGGAGAUCAAAGUUGUUUACCAUAAAGGUCAAAGUUUUAAGACUUUGGAUGCGUGUGAAUCCAAAGAGAGAAGGCGAAAUACUUGCUAUUGAAAUGGUGGUGAUGGAUGAGCAGGGGACGAAGAUGCAGGCUACUGUUUGGAACAAGUUUAUGAAAAAACAUGAAAUUUUGCUUCAAGGUAAUGAGUCUUAUUACAUUUAUAAAUCUCAACUUUUUGUGAUUAAGUCAAAUUUCAAACACUUUGACAAGCAACAUGCUAUUAACUUAAACUUUGAUACGUUUGUUAAAAAGUGUGAGAAUUUUGAUGGAAGUGUGUACGGUAUCCGUUUAGCAUCUUUUGAGUCCAUUAAAGCCGGUGAAGUCGAUGUCAACUAUCGAGUUGUUUUUUUUACAGAUUUCAUUGGAUAUGUAGAUGAAUGGUCUGAACCUGAGGCGACGAAAACGAACAUGGGAAAAGAUAGCAAAUACAUGAACUUGCAAUUGCUGGAUGAAGAGGGUAUCAAGUUAAACUGCACCUUAUGGGACGAGUACUGUGAUGAGAUGUUUGGCUACAUACAGAGCCAUAAAGAGGAAGUGCAUGUUGUUCUUCUUGUGCAGUUUGGUAGUUUCAACAAGUAUAAAGGUUUGUGGAGAAGAUAUGUAAAACAGCCUGUAAUGCCAUGUGAGGUCAUAGUUGUUGGUACGGUCUUGGGUAUUGAUGAUAAAGAUGACUGGUAUUAUCUCGGUUGUGAAGAGUGCAACCGAAAGGUGGAAACAACUUUGGUCAUAGAUGAGGCUGAAGACGGUGCUGAGGAACCCAAGGUUAAGCAGGUUUUGGUUUGCUCAAAUCCUGAAUGUCCUAAAGAGGUUGUCGGUGUGACACCAAUUUUUAGGAUUCCGAUCAGAGUACAGGAUUCUGCAGCUAUUGCGUCAUUGACUUUAUUUGACCGUGAAGCCAGAAAAAUGUUUGGCAUGACUGCAAUUCAGUUGCUUGAGAAGUCAAAAGUGGAACAGGCAUCUUCGGAAGAGAAAACUAUGCCCUAUUCAAGUUGGUCAAUUCAAUAUUGA